AUAGCUUAACCUGGAAGGCCAGGAAAAUCCAAAGGCUGGAAGAUCAAAAGGAGACAAGAGGGCAGAAGGGUAAAAUCAAGACUCAAAAGAAAAAGAGACCACCUGGAGAAGGGCCACAGGGCAGCAAAACAACCCGAAACAGUCGCAAACCAGGCAGUGGGGGGGAAGACCUCAAGGUGGGGUACCAAGCAGGAGUAGACUAUGUCUGACGAUCAAUGUGAUACGGAUAGCUUUGAAGAUCUAGAACCUGAACCAUCCUAUAGAAGAGGACGGAGGAAGCCGAAAACUUCCCGUUCUUGUCGGGCAGGGUUGAUAUUCCCAGUCAGCCGGAUCGACCGAUUCCUUCGGAAAGGAGAUUACGCCGAACGCAUCGGCUCGGGAGCCUCCGUCUACAUGGCUGCCGUGCUUCAGUACCUGACGUACGACCUGGUGGACAUUGCCGGAAACAUCGCGAUGGGGGCCUGCCGACGUCGAAUCGCUCCCAGCCAUUUGAAUCAAGCGGUCAGCGGUGAUUCUGAACUCCAGUCUCUGUUUGGAGGGGUUCUGACUCAGGAGAAGAACUGUCCGAAGAAAUCAUCUGCUACCUCUUCCAGAAAGGGGAAGAAGUCCAGCAAGGGUCUACGAGCUCCGAACGUCAUUGUUGCGUAAACAAAAGUGGUGCCAUUUAUCCAGACAUGGGGUGAAAUCUUUUUAAUAUCCAACAGAGUGCAGAAAUAAACGCGGCUCUGAAGAUGG
This is a messenger RNA of Pantherophis guttatus, 735 nucleotides long. RefSeq names its product histone H2A, sperm-like. NCBI's taxonomy places the organism in Eukaryota, Metazoa, Chordata, Lepidosauria, Squamata, Colubridae. Gene Ontology annotation, molecular function: structural constituent of chromatin; DNA binding; protein heterodimerization activity. The record is from RefSeq and is a predicted model, not a curated record. Gene Ontology annotation, cellular component: nucleosome.